AUGAAAGAUUGUCAUGAUGGCUUCAUUGAAUGUCCAGAUGAUAUCCCUCUGAAAGAAGCCGGCAGCUGUGAUAUAAGCGAUGAUGAGCGUAUCGUAUAUCCUACAACUGUCAAAUUCUUCCCUAUCCUUAUAGGACUAUGCUUACAAGCCUUUUGUUCCGCGUUGGAUAAUACUAUCCUCGCGACAGCAGCACCCAAGAUAACAGAGCAGUUCAACUCCCUCGAAGACUUCUCCUGGUACGCAAGUGCAUAUCUCCUGACUUCAUGUGCGGUUACCCUCCCUUUCGGAAAGACCUACACGUACUAUUCGACAAAAUGGACAUAUAUCAUUGCUCUUGUGAUUUUCGAGAUCGGAUCCUUGGCGUGCGCUGCUACACCAACAUCCAAGGGUCUGAUUUUUGGCAGAGCACUUGCUGGAAUUGGAUCUGGGGGGCUUGCGCCUGGUGCCCUUUUGGUUCUUGCCAACAGUGUACCAGUCCCACGACGCGCGCUUUAUUUCGGAAUAAUCGGAAGUAUGGGUGGGAUUGCGACUGUGACCGGACCACUAAUUGGUGGAUUAUUGACAGAUCAUGUCAGUUGGCGAUGGUGCUUCUAUAUCAACAUUCCGCUGGGAGCGAUCACUGCUUUGUUCAUUAUAAUAUUCUUCAAAGACACUGGAAACACCAAAACCCUUGAGCCGGGAAAAAUGAACAAGGUCAGGAAGAUGGACCCAAUUGGAAUCAUGCUUUUCAUACCCGCCAUUCUCUCAAUUCUAUUGUGCUUGCAAUGGGGUGGUACAAAAUACGAUUGGGGAAAUGUGCGAGUAGUCGUGCUUUUCGUUCUGUUUGGCGUCUUUCUCGCAGGAUGGUGCUACGUGCAGUACAGGAAACAAGAGGAAGCGACAGUUCCUCCUCAUAUACUAUCAAACCGUAAUGUGAUCGGUGCUGUCAUCCACGCUAUGUUUCUCGGUGGCUCCUUUUACGUUUUUGGAUACUAUCUUCCUAUAUGGUUCCAGGCCACCGAACAGACCUCUGCAUCCGACUCUGGAAUCAACAAUCUUCCAAUGGUAGUAUCAAUGAUCGUGUGUUCAGCGGUGGGAGGUCUAGUCGUCAACAUGCUCGGGUACUACACACCAUUAAUGUUCCUAGGCAGCGCCCUUCUCACGAUCGGCUCCGGACUUUGUACAACCUUCCAAGUUCAUACUGGACGCGAAAAGUGGAUUGGAUAUCAAGUGAUUAUAGGGAUCGGCGCAGGUCUUGGAUUCCAGCAGUGUAUCAAUUGCUUACAGACUGUCUUACCACUAAAGGAUAUUCCAAUUGGUAUUGCAGUCAUCACAUUCGCGCAAAGUCUCAGUGGGGCGUUAUUCAUUUCCAUUGCCGAGAACGUCUUCCAGAACCGAUUGGUCGCCAGUAUUACCGACUAUGCCCCUGAAGUCAACCCUGCAGCUGUUAUCAAGGCCGGUGCAGCAAACCUAUCACGCAGCUUUUCGAGUGAGGUUCUUCCCUCGGUGUUGCAUGCUUAUAAUGUUGCUGUUACACAGACUUUUUAUGUCUCUGUGGCUUCUGCGACACUUUCGCUCAUUGGUGCUGGACUUGUUCAGUGGAAAUCUAUGAAGCAAACACAGAAGUAUGCGUGA
Molecule: messenger RNA, 1614 nt
Organism: Penicillium malachiteum
Lineage: Eukaryota; Fungi; Ascomycota; Eurotiomycetes; Eurotiales; Aspergillaceae
Product: MDR family MFS transporter
Exons: 4
Coding region: 1-1614 (537 amino acids)
Biological process (GO): transmembrane transport
Molecular function (GO): transmembrane transporter activity
Source: RefSeq, a predicted model, not a curated record